Messenger RNA from Fraxinus pennsylvanica, 2151 nucleotides. NCBI's taxonomy places the organism in Eukaryota, Viridiplantae, Streptophyta, Magnoliopsida, Lamiales, Oleaceae. The record is from the annotation of a GenBank genome assembly.
AUGAUCUGCAAAGCCUCUAGUAGCGCUCACAAUGAAGGAACGACUUUACUUGAGAUCUGUAGAGUUUCCGACGAUCUAGGCCGCUGCUGGCGCGAUUUGCAAUCAAAAAAUGGCUUCAUCCAUGGAGCUUACAGUGAAGAAGAUAGAGAGAAGCAUCAGAUCUUCCGGUCAGAUAACUUUGUCUUUGGACAGUCCGAUGCUGGAAACAACUGGGCUAAAGGGUAUUAUACUGAGGGUGCUGAGCUCAUUGAUUCGGUUCUUGAUGUUGUGAGAAAGGAGGCUGAGAACUGUGACUGCCUCCAAGUGUUGUGCUUGUGGACUGCUGUCGCGGAGGCAGAGUAUAUUAAAUACAAGGAUCCCAAACAGCCAUUGAGUGUUAGAAUUAGGGAUUUGCUGGGGAGAAUGACGCUUGAAGAAAAGAUUGGUCAGAUGACUCAGAUUGAGAGAAAAGAUGCUUCGCCUGAUGUUAUGAAGAAGUAUUUUAUCGGGAGUGUAUUGAGUGGAGGGGGGAGUGUACCAGCACCUAAGGCCACUGCUGAGACUUGGGUGAAUAUGGUUAAUGAUCUUCAAAGGGGUUCUCUUUCCACCCGGCUCGGAAUUCCUAUGAUUUAUGGGAUUGAUGCAGUUCAUGGCCACAACAAUGUGUACAAGGCUACUAUUUUUCCUCACAACGUUGGGCUUGGGGUCACCAGAGAUCCGGCACUUUUGAAGAGGAUUGGAGCUGCCACUGCACUUGAAGUUAGAGCCACAGGAAUCCAAUAUGCUUUUGCACCCUGCAUUGCAGUCUGCAGGGAUCCUAGAUGGGGUCGCUGUUAUGAAAGCUAUAGCGAAGAUCAUAAGAUCGUUCAAGCAAUGACUGAAAUUAUACCUGGUUUACAGGGAGACCCCCCAGCAACCCGCAAGGGUGUUCCAUUUGUUGCUGGAAAGACAAAAGUUGCAGCCUGUGCCAAACACUUUGUAGGGGAUGGUGGCACAGUCAAGGGAAUUGAUGAGAAUAACACCGUGAUCGACUACAAUGGCUUGCUUAGCAUCCACAUGCCGGCGUACCGUGAUUCAAUUCGAAAGGGUGUAGCCACAAUAAUGGUAUCUUACUCAAGCUGGAAUGGAAAGAAGAUGCAUGCUAACCAUGAUCUUGUCACUGGCUUCCUAAAGAACAGAUUGAAGUUCAGGGGCUUUGUUAUAUCAGAUUGGCAGGGUAUUGACAAGAUUACAGAUCCACCACAUGCUAACUAUUCUUAUUCCGUUCAAGCUGGUGUUCUUGCGGGAAUUGACAUGGUUAUGCUUCCAGAAAAUUUCACUGAAUUCGUUGAUGAUCUGACUUUCCAAGCGAAGAACAAUAUUAUCCCAAUGAGCAGGAUUGAUGAUGCCGUAAAGAGGAUAUUAAGGGUCAAAUUUGUUAUGGGCCUUUUUGAAAACCCGAUGGCUGAUCUUAGCCUGGCAAACCAACUUGGCAGUCAGGAACAUAGGGAAUUGGCAAGGGAAGCCGUGAGGAAAUCACUCGUGCUUUUGAAGAAUGGUAAAAGCACUAACAAACCACUGCUUCCCCUUCCAAAGAAAGCGCCAAAGAUAUUAGUUGCAGGAAGCAAUGCUGACAAUUUGGGUGACCAAUGUGGAGGCUGGACAAUAGAAUGGCAGGGUCUUCAGGGCAAUGACCUUACAGCCGGAACCACAAUCUUAACUGCUGUGAAAAAGACUGUUGAUCCUUCUACAGAAGUUGUCUACAUGGAGAAUCCAGAUACAAACUUUGUUAAAUCCAACAACUUUUCUUAUGCCAUUGUUGUCGUGGGGGAAACCCCAUACACAGAAUUUAUGGGAGAUAGCUUGAAUCUAACUAUAUCUGAACCAGGUCCAAGCACUAUCAAAAAUGUCUGUGGGGCUGUCAAAUGUGUGGUAGUCAUCAUCUCAGGCCGUCCUGUUGUAGUUGAGCCUUAUGUUGCACAAAUGGACGCACUUGUGGCUGCUUGGCUUCCGGGAACUGAAGGUCAGGGUGUGACAGAUGUUUUGUUUGGUGAUUAUGGUUUCACAGGCAAACUAGCGCGCACUUGGUUCAAAUCAGUCGACCAACUUCCGAUGAACGUAGGCGAUCCACAUUAUGAUCCUCUUUUUCCGUUUGGUUUUGGACUCACUACUAAGCCUAGGAAGGAGGCUUAG